Molecule: messenger RNA, 2202 nt
Organism: Beauveria bassiana ARSEF 2860
Lineage: Eukaryota; Fungi; Ascomycota; Sordariomycetes; Hypocreales; Cordycipitaceae
Exons: 2
Coding region: 1-2202 (733 amino acids)
Source: RefSeq, a predicted model, not a curated record
AUGUCUCCCCCGAGGCGCCGCUCUGCGCGCAUUGCCAGCACAUCGAAGGUCACCAGAGCAGCUCACAAACUUAUGUCUGUUACCGAGGAUGUCGAACCUGUCGGGACAACGCCGUCUCGACGCUCCAUUGCCCAAUCACCUAAGCCCGUUCCCUCGACACCUCCAUCGUCGGCUAUCAGGCCGCCUCGCAGCGAAAUGCACCCAAGCAAGUUUCAUCAGAGUACCGGAGAGCCGUCGUCCGCAGUGGCUCUUGGCUUCACAGAUAUUGAAACCUCCGACAAGAGAACCACUGGUAAUGGUUUAACCGCAACCCCAUCACGGUCAACUGGCGUGCCGACGUCGUCGUUCAACUUUGAUCUGGCGGCAUCCAACAGUGACGCAAAAGACCUUCUAGCGGAGCUACGAGAGAAAGCCGCCAAGAUCAAGGUUGAAUUGCUUGCUCAGCGCGAAGCCGAAGGCAAAGAUGCAGCCGUGGUUGGCGAACGCCGCUUCGCCCAGCCAAAGAGCAUUGCAGGCCGCUACAGCGCUGCCCACGCCGCCGCAUUUGACAAGAUGGAGUCCAUCGAGGGACACGCUUCUGCUUGGAGAGCAAGUCGAUUCGUACCUGUUGUGGCUGGCGUGAAGCGUUCGCCAUCCAAAUCUAGCCUCUCGGAAUCCCCCAGCAAAGCGGCCGCCUCACCCUCUCCUAGGAAGGCAAACAUUCAUGACGGCUUGUCCCAGACGCCACAGAAGAACCUGAAGCGUAAAUCGUCGGCCGCAAACUUGGAUAGCAGAAGCGGUCCAGAUUCGGCCAGGAAAGGCUUUCACGCUUCUUCGCCUAGCAAAAGCAUUGAUCGCACGCCAGUGGAACGACAGCCCGCGAAACGAGUGAAGCAGCACAAAGAAGACGACACAUCAACCCACAGACCCAACACCUCAACGACCUCAACCUCUUCUCGCAUCACCGCGAUUCCUCGGUCAAAUCUUUCACGCCUGAGGAGCCCUACAAAAUCAUCUCAAAUGCAUAAAGCGGCCAGUCCCACAAAGGAGGCAACAUCGGUGUCAACAACGUCGGUGUCAACACCAACGAAGCCAGCGAUUAGCCCACGCAAGGCUACCAUUGCAAUGGUCUCUACCCCAUCCAAGUCAUCUGCUAGAGCGGCUGUGCCUUCCACGCCGAGCUUUUUACAGUCGCUGUCUGUAGGCAACUUGACUUGCAAGGCUGAUGGGCUCGCUCGUCGUAUUCUUAGCCCGGCGCACCAGCAGAAAGUCAAGUCCAUUCUUCGGUCACAGCCAACUACGAGCUCUGCCUCGGGAAGUGCCAUUCCUCAGCCGGCACUCUACGGCUCGCAUACUCCAGCUCCUCCGCGCCUUGACAAGGAGUUGCCACCUGUUCCUUUUACAACCCCUCGUCGUAAGCUGAUGGUGAAAAAGGUAACAUUCACACCGGAGACUAAGCGCGCAGCGGCGGAGCAGGGCUCUCCCACACCACUCAGGGUCCCCAUGUUCAGAUUUGCGUCCGCUUCUGGACCAAAGAGUAAUCGUAAUAUGGGGGCAAGGAAUGCUACAUCCCAACGUGGUGGCUACGUUGCCUAUCCUGACCUGUCUGCGUUUGAGGAACUCAUUGAUUCGGAAGAUAAAGAAGAUCAGAAACGAGUGCCCUCUGUGCCAAGCUCGUUUACCUUUCGAAGCGAUCACACCAUCGAGUUCGGCAGCGCUCCUAGGACAGGAUUUGGUAGCUCCGUUGGCCAGUCGAGUGUUCGUCAAGUUAGGCUUUCGCUCAAUCAGGCAUCUAGUUUGCCCGGCAGCUUCCCCGAGCCGCCUGCUUCCAGUUCACAUCCAGACAAAGAGAACACGGCACCUACAUCGAAUUUCGAAGUGCUGCCGGGCGUCUUGCAUGGGUUGUCGAGCAAAAAGCGUCACCGACCGAGCAGCGAUGAAGAAGAUGCCGAGAGAGAGGCUGCUGAACGGGCUUCCAAGAAGCACAAGAACAGCGUGGUUGACCCAGAGCGUCCUGCCUUGUCGACCGCAAAGGCCAUUUCUUCAACUCCCCAAGGCAGCUUCAAGAGAGCACGGCUGGAUCGUAAUGCAUCUCUGACGCCUAGCAGACAGCAGCCCAACAAAACGUCGACGACACCAGGCUCUGUAAGCCCGACGAAGAGGAAACCGGUCAUGAGCAUGAGUCGUCUGAACCAACUGGCUCGUCCUAAGACGAGAGUUUGA